AGGUCUGAAGAUCAACAACAGAGAUACAUUAGAAAACACUUUUAUAUCACGGGCAUGUGACCUACUCUAUUUAAAAAGCUGCUAGUUAGUCCACAUAGAGAAUAAAAAUGAAAUCCAAAUUAAUAAUGAUAAAAAUUUAUAAUAUAAACUCUGCCGAGAACGUUAGUCGUGAAAAAGCAAAAAAAACAGACAACGCCCUGUCAAGGUUUAUUUUUUGAUAAUUGCCAUUUAUCUUUGAAUUUGAGUAGGCAACAACAUGUCGGCGUCACGAAUUUUUAUUUAUUUAUUUAUUAUUAUUAUUAUUAUUAUUAACGCUUACAAAUGCUUAACAUAGGCUCACAAUGAAACCAUGAUCCACACUCGAAGUCUUCUGAAGUUGUCCAGCUUCCACUUCCGGUCCUAAUUCUCCUGCAGACCACAGUCCUGUUGCUGCAUAGGUGGGGUUCUUUGUCGCAUGUAUUCACUGGGGGGAGUUAUUUGGCUCGGGAUCCCCACCGCAUUGGCCAGGAUGAUUUUUAUCUACCUAACGCCAUGUCUGGGAGCUUUCCUUCCCGGUAUCACUGACAGACCAGCGCCGCUAGGGGGAGAAAGUGUGUAACUUCCGAGGCGCAGCAUCGACGCAGUGCUCCACAGCGGACUCUCUUCAUUCACGGUGCUGUAUUAUAUCUUAUAAAUAGCAAGAUUAAGAAAACCGUGUCUCGUUAAAACACUGCAGAAAUGGCAGCUUCAACAGAGUCAUACAUGUAUAUGGAUCAGAGUGCCUUUAAUUACGAUUACGAGACGUUGCGGACUACAGGUGUCAUCCUUGCUGUGGUUAUGUUUGUAACCGGGAUUCUUAUUGCUCUGAAUCUAGUCCAGUGGAAGGCCCUCAGCCACCAAAGAUGGAAGUUCCCCCUCAGACAGUGUAAAGUUGGUGCGACAGGGCGGCCCAUUUCAGCAAGAGGAAAUGCUCAGACGCACAAAGUUACUUACAGGAAUGUGGAGGAGAGUCGAACCUGCUUGACCUGUUUUUGUAACCUCAGCCUAAAUGCUGAUCUGUUGCUGUAUUUUUAGGUCUCUUUUGUGUUCAUAUCGUGUGAAUGACACCAUUCAUGAUGCAUCUCACCUGGCACCAGUUAUUUUACUCAUGCAUGAAUAGUUUGCUCUUAAUGUUGUUGUUGUCCUUAUUAUUAUUAUUAUUAUUAUAUUAGGGUUAAACCUAUAAGGGCAUUUAUGGAAAUAUUCACAGAAGCGAUUGGGAAUAAUGAUUGAAUUACAUUGAAGAGCUCACGAACUUGCCUACCCCUGGUCUAAAGGAUUGAAAUCCAUUAGAUGAAAAUGGAUUUCAAUCAUUUAGACCAGGGGUAGGCAAGUUCGUUCCUCUCUGCAGGAACUCUGCAGGACUGCUGCUCUCUAGGACCGAACUUGCCUACCCCUGCUUAAGACGGAUAUGAAGUUAAUAUUUUCACUCGUUUACAUUUGAAUAAACAGAAUAUUGUUUGAAUAAAUAGAAAUAGCCCUCAGCAUGGAACUAUAUGCAACCCUGUAACUUUUGCAUGCCAAGUUUCAACAAAAUGUUGGAUAAUUUCCUAGUUGUUUUAUUUUGUAUCAUAUAUGUAUUAAUUAGUUUAGAAUUUUAGUGUAUUUGAAAUACUUUUGAAUGUUUCACAAUUAUUUUGUCAUAUUACAUAAAUUUUACUUAUUCCCAUUAACUGUUGGGAUGUCAAUCAUAACCAAAUAAACAGCAUGGUUUUUCUGUUUACAGAUUAGUCACUUGGAUCUGUAAAGUCAGACAUUACUUUACAGAGGGCUUAGACACUAUAGGAAAGUCUUGCCUUAAGAACUAAUGGUGCAGUCAAAUAGAAAAUAACUGGUAGUUACUAAUCCAACUUUACAUCUAAUUUUAAGUCAAACCUCACGGCGGCUGAUGCAACCCUUCCUUGGAGGUAACCAUGAUCUUAUGAACAUCAUAACAGCAUGAAUAUAUGACUACUGUAUUCCUGUAAACAAAACACUUUAGAAAGUAAUACUUUAGUCCCCAACCAAGAGUUACGAAAAAGCAAAUUACUUAAUUGCAACUGAAUGUAUUUAUGCUUCAAAUAUUAAUUAGAAAGCAUCCAUAUAUUUCAGCCACUGCACAUCUGUUUGAUCAGCAUGGAGGAAUGCUUAUGAAUUCAUUACAGUUCUGUUCAUGAAGGGUUUUUUUUUUCUUUCUUUUUUUUUUUUUUGCCUUGAACUGAAGUAAUUAUGACUAAACAUCCACGGCAGUCAUAAUGAAGAGUUCAGUACGGUUACUAUAAGAAAAGGUGUUUUUAUUAAUCAUCCAAAUGUUAGUCAUGUACCAAAGACAUCAAUAAAAGAUCCUGAGUUACA
This is a messenger RNA of Carassius gibelio (silver crucian carp), 2352 nucleotides long. RefSeq names its product FXYD domain containing ion transport regulator 7 (gene fxyd7). The record is from RefSeq and is a predicted model, not a curated record. NCBI's taxonomy places the organism in Eukaryota, Metazoa, Chordata, Actinopteri, Cypriniformes, Cyprinidae. Gene Ontology annotation, cellular component: membrane. Gene Ontology annotation, biological process: regulation of sodium ion transmembrane transporter activity. Gene Ontology annotation, molecular function: sodium channel regulator activity.